Messenger RNA from Gopherus evgoodei (Goodes thornscrub tortoise), 935 nucleotides. RefSeq names its product zinc finger protein 485-like. The transcript has 3 exons. Bases 533 to 925 code for a protein of 130 amino acids. Gene Ontology annotation, biological process: regulation of DNA-templated transcription. The record is from RefSeq and is a predicted model, not a curated record. Lineage: Eukaryota; Metazoa; Chordata; Testudines; Testudinidae.
AACCUCAGGGAAAGUGCUGGGGACUAGCAAGAAAGUGACUCUAUACAAACAGCUUCUCCUCCCAUUAGCAAUUGCCAAGAGAAAAUCCAGCCAUGAGAGAGCAAAGCCCCCAGGAAUGGGAAUUUCCCAGCCAGAGGAGCAGGGAGAGAGGACAGGGGAAGGAGAGACUGAAAGGGGCAGUGGGAGAAAUGAGUGGGGGGAGAGAUUUCCAGCUCUCUAGUCCACCAGACACAGGUAUUGCAGCAUCCCUGGGCAGAACCGCUUUCCAGUGAACAAGAAAAGGCUCAGACAGAGGAAAAGCCAGUUCCUGACUCCAUAUUCUCCCUACCUGGGGCCAGUGUCCAAGGGAAUCCCCCACAGUGGCUCCUUUGGUUCUGCUCUUUUCUAGCCUUGUGUUCAGAGACUUUGUUACGGGGUGAGAGGAGGGAGAAGGGAGUUUAAAAAUGUGUCUGUGGGCUUAGCCUGGCAGGAGGGGCCAGGUCUACACUGUAAUGAAGAGAUCAAGCAUGUUCCCAGCACGGCAGAGUCUAGGAUGUCUGUCUGGAGGGAAAGGGCCUGGGGGAAUCGUGAUGUGAAAUUAACUAAAACCUGUUCUGAAACCUCCACAACUGCCCUUUUCACCCUCCCAGGCUGCAGAAUGACGUCCAUGUUUCGCUCCAGCUCAUCCCAUCCUCCCAUGGGAGAGGGAAGAGAAAUGGCUCCAGAGGAGCCUGUUCAGAGGCCAGUGACCUUUGAGGAAGUGGCUGUGUAUUUCACCGGGGAAGAGUGGGCUCUGCUGGACCCUGCCCAGAGAGCUCUCUGCAGAGACAUCAUGCAGCAGAACCAUGAGAAUGUGACCUCACUGGACCAGAGAAGCAGCCGCUCGCCAAAAUGGACCUCCCCCCCUUCCCCCCACACGCCGCCUCUCUCCUCAAGCAAACAUUAGCUGUGGGUGU